UAGCGGUCUAGAUGGCAACCCGAGUCCAUUGAGGGUCUUUGGCCGGACCUUCAAUGUCUAGAACACCCCAACGGAUUGUGGCUGCCUGAGAUGCAUGAUAUCUAUGCAGGCAACACCGCAUCUAGAUCCUCAUCGCCGGCAGGCUCUGACCAGCAACGCAAUUCGCGUAACAAUUUACCAAUGACAAACGAUCGGUGACAGUGGUACCUGAUGUAUCGAAUUGAAGACGGGGAUAACCGUGAGGGGAAAACGCACCAUGGCUAGCUGAGAAGCAGGGAGCUGUCGCGAGAGAUAGUGCAAACAAACUGGAAGGGGACCGGAAGCAGUUGACGAUAAAUAUGUGGCCAGACCCUAUUAUUUGGUUUACCAUCCGCCUCAGAUCAGAAUUCAGCAAACCCCUGACUUUCGUCAACAACCACACAAAUAGCCACCUAUACGCCCCUUGGCCACCCAUCACUUCAAAGCCUACAUUAGCUGACCUGCACCAUGGCCACCGCAAUGGACCUCGCUGCCUCAGGUGUUGUUGUCGGCAUGAAGGAGCUCACAGGCGAUGUCCAGGUCCGCGUGGACAUUGACGUGAUGCUCACCGAGCAGCCUGACGCGUUCAACCUCAUGCUGCUGGCUCUGGCUGCCAUGCAAAAGAACCCUGAUGUGAUCAAGAAUAUACCAGGCCUUGAUCAAAAUGAUUUGCUGAGUUACUACUCCAUCGCCGGCAUCCAUGGAUUUCCCAGAGCAGCAUGGGAUGGUGUGGCGAACCAGUUCGAAGCGAACAAGAUGUUUGGGGGUUACUGUCCGCAUGGACGUAUCAUCUUCCCCACUUGGCACCGCCCCUACUUGAUGCUUAUGGAGCAAACCAUCUACCAGAACAUGGUCAAGAUCGCGGGCAAGUUCGAUCCGCCUCACCGGGAGAGAUACCUCAAUGCGGCAAAGGCAUUCCGUCUUCCGUAUCUCGACUACUUCCGAGCACGACAUGGUAGAGGAGUCAUAGUCAGGCGUGCUGGCAUAGACGAAUGGAGACAGUACGAUUUUCGCUUGCCCGAUGUGCUCAACGAGCCUGGCAUCAAGGUCAAGCUGCCACCGCUCGAUACGAUGCAGGAAAUUUCGAACCCGCUAUACUCGUACCAGUUCAAGGAAGGUGGCCAGAUGCCUCAAGCUGACUGGGAUGCGUUGGGAGGAACAUACACAACUGUCCAGACUGUCCGCUGGGCCGCCAAGUCUGCCCCGAACGAGCACAACUUGCCGGCGCUCAAUACCUCGCUAAACAGAGCCAGCCAGAGCGGAAUCACUACCUUCUUUGACCUGAUCCACUCGGCUCCCUAUGACAAGAUAGAAGCCGUCGCCUCGGACAAGCUUGUCGACGGUGACAUGACGGGAAGUGGUUCGAUUGAAGGUUUUCACGGCAACUACCACAUGAAUAUUGGAGGCUAUGUUCAAGUUGACCGGCGGAAUGUCGUCAACCUAGGCCACAUGAGCGAUGUCCCAGUGGCUGCCUUCGAUCCCGUCUUUUGGUUCCACCAUUGCCAGAUUGACCGUAUCUGGGAGCUCUGGCGAGCCUUCCACCCCAAUGCAUGGUUUCCUGAGCCUAGAGACUCGACGAAGCAGUCUGACGCCAAGAAGAACCUCUUGCCCUUUUAUAAGGAGCGCAAGGGCAAAUUCUUCACCUCGGACGACACCAAGGACACCACGGCCCUGGGCUACAUCUACGACGACUUCGUUGGCCCCGCCAAUAAGCUCCUGGAUCGUCUCCAUGCCAAGUACAACUGGAUGAGAGUCAAGCCCAACGACGCCCAAAUCAGAAAGCCCGAGGAUCACAUGAAGCCUCUCUACGACAAAGUCCACGCCUCCUACUUCAUGACGGGCCUCAAGAACCCCAAGACAACCACCAACGGCGUCCCCCGUCCCGUUCCCAGCGGAAGAGGAACCCAUGCACUGACCUCCCUCGUCGCCACACCUGCACCCGCGGCUGCCAAGAUCGACCCAGUUUUUGACCGCGAGUGGUACGUCGACUCAGCGGUGCUGCGGUCGGCGGCCGACGGACCGUUUACCAUUUUCUUUUUCCUCGCGCUCCAGGGCGAGCUCCCCGCCGACGCGGACGCGGCGUCACUGGCCCAGUCGCCGUUCCUGGCCGGCAUCAACCACAUGUUCGUUGCGUCGAGCCGCGCAUGCGACAACUGCGGCAACCUCGAGGCCCUUGGCCACAUGUCGAGCGACACUACGCCUAUUACGCCGCUGCUGCUGACUUACCUUGAUCUUGAGGAUAACGGGUUGGAGAGUCUGAGGCCUGAGCAUGUCAAGCCGUUUUUGGUGAAGUAUCUGAGGUGGAGGGUUGUUUUUAACGGAAAUGAAAUCAAGGAUCCCAGGGAGCUGGCAGAGCAUGCGCAUCUGACCAUUGGUGUCAGCGCAAAGAUAUACCACGACGACGGCUCAAAGACGUACGAGAAGUAUCCCGAGGUUGUGGAUGAGAUCAAGGCCAAUGCCAGUGCCACUGCUGGAGUUCAGUCAAGUUGAUGGUUGCAAGUCCUACUCUGAGAGGCGCUCAAAGCUUAGGUACUUUUGGCUUGGAAAAUCGACAUGUG
Molecule: messenger RNA, 2576 nt
Organism: Canariomyces notabilis
Lineage: Eukaryota; Fungi; Ascomycota; Sordariomycetes; Sordariales; Chaetomiaceae
Product: Di-copper centre-containing protein
Exons: 4
Coding region: 487-2508 (673 amino acids)
Molecular function (GO): oxidoreductase activity
Source: RefSeq, a predicted model, not a curated record